UAGAAAUAUACAGAGUAGAUAGUAUGUCUUGUCUGGGAGUUAAAGCGAUAAACCCCUAAAACCUCCAUGGACAAGCCCAAAGACAACUGCUGCUGAAGCAGCAGCCGAGUCGCAAUCGUUUCUUCCAUUUUUUCUCUUUCAGCACUUUCUUCUUUGAAAUUUCUCCGCAUUCUCAAAGAAUGGCCCUAACAAUUCAAUACACGCCAAACCCAUUUCACUCAUCUUCAGGAACACUGUUAGUCAACCAAACACAUCCAAUUCUUGUUCAAUUCAAACCACUCUCAAAACCACCUUCAUAUCACACACCAAAGCGUACCCUCCGGAAGCGACCCACCAUUCGAGCCUUCGCCUCCGCGAACCCGAAUGGUCCAGAAGGUUUCUCCUGGCAGAGCCUGUCCCGGUCGAUUCGCAGUGGUUCGGAACGAUUCUUAUCAAGAUUCGGUGAGUUGGUGAAGAGAGAAACUGGCUUCGAUUUGGAAGAUGCUAAUGUUAGGGUGUCUGGGUUUGUGGGUCGGGCUCGGGACUUCGCGAAGAAAGGCGAGUCUGAGUUGAACAGGUUCAGGUCUGAGUUGCUUCCCGAGUUCAUCAAUUGGAAUAAAUGGGACCGUUGGAAGGACAUCAAGAGUUGGGAACCCAAAAGAGUUGGUGCCUUGAUACUUUAUUUUUUUGUUGUAAUAUUUUCUUGUCAAAGAGUAUAUAUGGCAUUUCGAGCUCCUUUCAUAGAUCGUCAAAGAAAGGAAUUGGCUGAGGCAUAUAUGGAGGCAUUGAUUCCUGAGCCAACUCCCACUAACAUCAGGAAGUUUAAAAAAGGUAUGUGGAGGAAGACAACCCCCAAAGGCCUAAAACUGAAGAAGUUUAUCAAAGGACCCGAUGGAACACUUAUUCAUGAUAGUUCAUAUGUUGGGGAAGAUGCAUGGGUUGAGGAUCCUGAGCCUCCUCAGGACAAUGUAAAAGAAAUUAUAGAGAGUGAUGUAAGAUUUAAUGCAGAAGAGAAGAAGAUUCUGGAAGAAGAUUUGGGAGUUUCAGUUGAAAAUAAAAAAACUAGAGGAACAUGGCGUGAUAGGCUUCAUACAUGGAAGGAAAUUCUUAGGAAGGAUAAAUUAGCUGAGGAAUUAGAUUCAGUAAAUGCUAAAUAUGCUGUCGAAUUUGACAUGAAAGAGGUUGAGAACAGUCUUCGCAAGGAUGUGGUGGAAAAGGUGACAAAUACCCAAGGAACCAGGGCAUUGUGGAUUUCUAAAAGAUGGUGGCGCUAUCGUCCAAAACUUCCUUACAUCUAUUUCCUUCAAAAACUUGAUUGCUCUGAGGUUGCUGCUGUUGUCUUUACAGAGGACCUGAAAAGAUUGUACGUGACAAUGAAAGAAGGGUUCCCAUUAGAAUAUGUUGUUGAUAUUCCACUUGACCCUUAUUUGUUUGAGGCUAUCUCAACUUCUGGAGUUGAAGUAGAUCUCCUUCAGAAGCGGCAGAUCCAUUACUUUCUAAAAGUUGUAAUUGCAUUGCUACCUGGUAUUAUGAUAUUGUGGUUUAUAAGGGAAACGUUGAUGCUUCUACACAUUACUUCGAAGCGUUUUCUUUAUAAAAAAUAUAAUCAACUUUUCGAUAUGGCUUAUGCGGAGAACUUUAUCCUGCCAGUUGGAGAAGUUGGUGAAACAAAAUCCAUGUAUAAAGAAGUAGUACUAGGAGGUGAUGUCUGGGAUCUUCUGGAUGAGUUGAUGAUUUACAUGCGAAACCCAAUGCAGUACUAUGAAAAGAGCGUAAAGUUUGUUCGGGGUGUUCUUCUGUCUGGACCACCAGGAACGGGAAAAACUCUUUUCGCACGGACGCUUGCAAAAGAAAGUGGAAUGCCUUUUGUUUUUGCGUCUGGUGCGGAGUUUACUGAUAGUGAAAAAAGUGGUGCUGCUCGAAUUAAUGAGAUGUUUUCUAUUGCGAGGAGGAAUGCUCCUGCUUUUGUGUUUGUGGAUGAAAUUGAUGCUAUUGCUGGAAGACAUGCAAGAAAGGAUCCACGAAGAAGGGCAACAUUUGAAGCUCUCAUUUCACAGCUGGAUGGAGAGAAAGAGAAAACUGGUGUUGAUCGAUUUUCACUGAGACAAGCUGUUAUAUUCAUCUGUGCUACGAAUAGGCCAGAUGAACUGGACCUAGAAUUUGUUCGCCCUGGACGUAUUGAUCGUCGUUUAUACAUUGGUUUACCUGAUGCAAAGCAGCGGGUGCGCAUUUUCCAGGUACACAGUUCAGGAAAGCAACUUGCUGAAGAUGUUGACUUUGAGAAGUUUGUUUUCCGCACCGUUGGUUACUCGGGGGCAGAUAUUAGAAAUCUUGUCAAUGAAUCUGCUAUAAUGUCUGUGAGGAAAGGACAUUCCAAGAUCUAUCAGCAAGACAUUGUUGAUGUGUUAGACAAACAGUUACUUGAGGGCAUGGGAGUGCUCCUCACGGAGGAAGAGCAACAAAAAUGCGAACAAAGUGUAUCUUUUGAGAAAAAGAGACUUCUGGCAGUACAUGAAGCUGGUCACGUAUUGCUGGCACACCUGUUUCCUCAAUUUGAUUGGCACGCGUUUUCUCAGCUCCUGCCUGGUGGCAAGGAAACUGCAGUAUCGGUUUUUUACCCCAGAGAGGAUAUGGUAGACCAAGGAUAUACAACCUUUGGCUACAUGAAAAUGCAAAUGGUGGUAGCUCAUGGUGGGCGUUGUGCUGAACGUGUUGUCUUCGGCAAUGACAUAACUGAUGGGGGAAGGGAUGAUCUUGAAAAGAUAACAAAGAUUGCUCGGGAAAUGGUCAUAAGCCCAAGAAAUUCGAGGUUGGGGCUUACUGCUUUGACAAAAAGAGUUGGACUGAUGGAUCAACCAGAUAGUCCAGAUGGUGAGCUGAUAAAGUAUAAGUGGGAUGAUCCUCAUGUGAUUCCUGCCAGUAUGACACUUGAAGUUUCUGAGCUAUUCACUCGAGAAUUGACAAGGUACAUUGAAGAGACAGAAGAACUUGCAAUGAAUGGAUUGUUCAACAACAGACACAUACUGGAUAUGAUUGCAAAAGAAUUAUUGGAGAAAUCCAGGAUAACUGGAUUGGAAGUUGAAGAGAGAAUUAAAGGACUUUCUCCAGUUAUGUUUGAAGAUUUUGUGAAGCCUUUCCAGAUAAACUUGGAAGAGGUGGGAGAUGGACCGUUGCCUCACAAUGACCGCUUGCGUUAUCAGCCACUGGACAUAUAUCCUGCACCAUUGCACAGAUGUUAAGACACCCUCUUUUGAUUUCCUUGCUGAAUUUUUGUUCCCCAAAAGGGGUAUAUUAUGGUUGCUUUGGUUGCCACGCAUCAGUGAAGAAAGAUGAUCUCGUUUCGGCAAUGAGCCAACCAACCAGAUUGCUUACAGUGACGGUUGAGUUGUUAUGGUUGAAGCUUGUUCAUACCUGAAGGGCGGCUAAUGUGAUGAGGCUAAGGAAGUAUGCUUGUUUUUUUUCUUGAAAUAUAAAAUUAAAAAAUCUGAUGUUGUAUUAUAACUUUGAUAUAAGAAGUAAAGGUUUCAUUUUUCUUCUGUUUCUUUCUUAGAGGUACUGUCUUCAUAUUUAUAUACAGAUUUCAUGGCUUGUAUUAUACUUUCUUCAUGAAUGCACCAACAAAUAAUAAUAACUCAACUCAAUUCAAGCAAAUAA
Molecule: messenger RNA, 3633 nt
Organism: Cornus florida
Lineage: Eukaryota; Viridiplantae; Streptophyta; Magnoliopsida; Cornales; Cornaceae
Product: ATP-dependent zinc metalloprotease FTSH 12, chloroplastic
Exons: 19
Coding region: 180-3218 (1012 amino acids)
Biological process (GO): protein-containing complex assembly; mitochondrial protein processing; embryo development ending in seed dormancy
Cellular component (GO): chloroplast thylakoid membrane; m-AAA complex
Molecular function (GO): ATP binding; metalloendopeptidase activity; ATP hydrolysis activity
Source: RefSeq, a predicted model, not a curated record